Molecule: messenger RNA, 1468 nt
Organism: Fusarium redolens
Lineage: Eukaryota; Fungi; Ascomycota; Sordariomycetes; Hypocreales; Nectriaceae
Product: kinase-like domain-containing protein
Exons: 3
Coding region: 155-1369 (404 amino acids)
Biological process (GO): protein phosphorylation
Molecular function (GO): protein kinase activity; ATP binding
Source: RefSeq, a predicted model, not a curated record
UUCGUUAUGAUGCUAACAUUUUCCCUAGAAUGACUGUGCAAUAACAAGAAGCCCCAACGGUGAAGUUUUCGUUCUAGAGACUGUACCCGGCUUACGAUUCAGAGGUAGAGCAGCUGCAUUUGAUCAUGCUACUGCUAUAGCCCAUCUUAGGAACAUGAUUGAAUCUCAUGCCUCGGAAACGCUAGAUCGAACCCAUGUCAAAGAACUACGUGGACUAGAGCCUGGAUACAAACCACUGUUCGAAAACUCACUAAGAGUCAUUCCUGCAGAGCAACUAUCCCCAGUUGAUUGGAACCGUCCUAUCGGGUCAGGACGCAAUGGUAGAGUCUAUGCAUCAACUUGGCAACGUCCAGGGGGGGUUCUUUCGACGUCAAUGCCUUGCCAAAUUGAGGUUGUUUUGAAAGAGAUCACGCCAAAUGACUGUCAGGUUUCUUGUUCGUUACAGAAGUUUAUGAAAGAGUUGGAUUCAACCUAUGCAGCCCUUGGCUCACAGCCAAUGUGCUGUGUCAAGUUUUUUGGGAUCACCCAAAUGAGCCUUCUGCUAGACGAGAACCCUAGGCUGCUCUUUGUAUUUGAGCGUGCCACUCGUGGCCAUGUUGAGCCAUUCCUACUAUGGCAUUUAUCGCCCCUUAGAUUCUAUGACUCUUGGAGAGCACUAGCAGAUUGCUUCGUUUCUGUCGCAACUGGCCUAGCAUUCAUUCAUAAACAUGGAGUCGUCCACAGGGAUUUACACUUGGAAAAUAUCCUUGUUAUGGACGAAUUCUACCCAAACGAUGUUGAAAUUCCUCACGCGUUCAAUUACCUCAUCAGUGACCUCGGUGAAGGGAAACAACUGACUCAAAAACUAACAAGCCUGAUGAGCAGUCAGACUGCUUUUGCUAGCUACGGUGCCAUUGACUUUCGAGCACCUGAACAAUUACAGGGCCUACCCAACAAAGACGCCUUCGCUGCUGAAGUCUUUACUUUCGGCGUUGUGGCAUGCAAACUUCUGAACUGUAGAUCCCUCGUUAGUUCAGUCGAAAUACCAAGCCAUAUCAGAGCUAGUGCAUCAGAAGAUAUCGUUGAACUUAAUCAUAAAAAAACUGGGAAGAAGGAGCUUCAAGACGGGCAUAUCGUUCCGCGAACCAUACGUAGCGUCAUAUCACGUUGCCUGUCGCACAGAGGUUUUGACCGUCCCGAUAUGAGCCAUAUUUUGAAUGAGUUGGAAGACAUUACGUCAACUUUCACGGAAGACAACAUGGAACGACAAGCAGGGCGAACUGUGGACUGGUGUUAUUGGGAUUGGGAGGCAACCUUCCGUGCUGCACUGAGUGACGGCGAUUCUGACUCGAACUCAGAUUCUUCCGAAAGUUCUGGAUCUUCCGACUAAAGAACAAAGUGUGGAAGGGUCAUGCUAGGUCCCGUUCACUAAGUAGCUUUAAUAUUAGCCAUUAAUUCUUUAUUAAGUAAUUAUAAUUUUACUUUAAAU